Etheostoma cragini (Arkansas darter) is the source of this 1699-nucleotide messenger RNA. RefSeq names its product snRNA-activating protein complex subunit 4-like. The transcript has 4 exons. The record is from RefSeq and is a predicted model, not a curated record. NCBI's taxonomy places the organism in Eukaryota, Metazoa, Chordata, Actinopteri, Perciformes, Percidae. The coding region runs from base 540 to 1589 and encodes 349 amino acids.
UCCCGGUUCCUUCCCAAACAGUCGUCCCUGUUCCUUCCCAGACAGUCGUCCCCGUUCCUUCCCAAUCAGUCGUCCCAGUUCCUUCCCAGACAGUCAAUCCUUCCCAGACAGUCGUCCCGGUUCCUUUAGCACCGCCUGCUUCCUCCACUUUAAGCCUACUUCCUUCUUUCCAUAAAGAUCAUGACUACACCUUUAUUAAGCUCGGACCUACUCCGAGUCAACGUGGCUCAAAGUCAAUUCAACCGAGCACCGAGUCCUGCUCCAGCAAGCCUCCCCUGGGGGUGGAGGAGCGGCCUUGCGUGACAAGCAGUCAAGAUGACCAAUGUGGGAGCCAGAAAGGAAAGAGAACCCGGAAGCCGACUAAGAGGGCCAAAGACCUCCAGGAAGCCACUGAGGCAACGGUUGAAGCCAAGAAGAAGAGAACUUCUACGCCUCCUCGGGAGAAGCGCCCUCGUAAAUCUCGCGCCAAAAAGAAAGUUUGUGUGAAGAAGGCGCCGGGGACUCAACCCCGCGGCUUCCAUUUACUUCCCAGUCAGUCGAUGUGGGUGAUGACUCCCGGGGGUCUGGUCCAGCUGAAAGAAGGCACCCUGCCACCAAACGCUCGCCUCCUAGCUUCACCCGGGAAUGUUUUGAAUCAUCCGGUCACGCCCGCUCUGCGAUUCACCGCCGGCAGCCCGCAAUUCACCACACCCCAAACCAUAGCUGCUGUAUCUGUCCCCGUAAACCGCCCCUUUAUGAAUCAGCCACGCCUUAUUCCUGCCCCGCCUACCUCCGCCUUCAGGCCCAUCCCACCAGCCUUCAUCCGGCAACCUGUCUCAAACCCCCGUCUCCCCCCUCCUCCCCCUAAAGUCUUCCUGCCAUAUAAGGGCACAGUGACACCGGACCCGACAGCGCCCCCUCCCCUCAGACGGGAGGCGCUGCAGUUCGACCCCUCCUUGAUGUUCCUUGAGCCCCAGGAUGCGGUGCAGGAUUGGCUGAGCGGUCAAGGAGGCGUGGUGGUACCUGGAUUGAGCGUGUCUCUUCCCUACCUGCCGCCUUUCGUCAGCAGUCUGAGCACGCUCAGUGCGCUGCUUCGGGCCAAGAAGUCUCUGACCAUGUCAGUCCUGAAGCUGCUGAGACGGGGCCCCCAACCCCAACGGCCACACAAACCAGGCAGCCGCCCCGAGGGGACAACCACUCCGUCUCCAGACCUGCCGGACUCCACCUCUGAUCUCCGACCAGCCGGGGACCCUCCAGCGGCGUCCGCCCCCCCGCAGGAGGGCGAGGAGGCGGAGGUGGUGGUGGCGGUGGCGCGGCGGCUGGUGGCGGAGCGGUUCUCCAGUAACCCGGCUUACCAGCUGCUAAAGGCCCGCUUCCUGUCUUGCUUCACUGUCCCUGCCCUCCUGGCUACCGUGCAGCCAAUCAGAGACAAGACAGCAGGCGAGGAGGAGGAAGAGGAGGACGAGGUGGACAUGAAGACGCUGAAAGAGAGAGGAAGACCGAGGAGAGCAGAGAGAUCUCUGCUGCUGUGUGAUUGGUCCGGAGCCUCAGCCAAUCACUUCUCAGGAAUCAAGGACCACACGCCGGACCAGACGCUCUCCGUCCAAUGAGGGCCCAGUUAGAGGUCCCCGUUGGACGUCCUUGUUGGACGUCCUCGUUAGAGGUCCCCCGUUAGACGUCCUCGUUAGAGGUCCUCGUUAGACGAGUUCAGGCCGCUGAU